GAUGUCGCUCCCAACAGAACACGGGCCGCCUGAUCCAGUAUGAUCCGGUGCCAACCGACGACAUCCAGAUGGAGGAGGUGGGCUUCUACGACAAGUGGCUGGAGGUACUGCACAAGUUCGUGAUGCCGCUCCAGCAGAAGGUCUUCAACGGCCACAUUCGGGAGCCUCCGUACGCGGGCGCCAACUUCGUGGUGCGCUACACGCCAGACGUUCAGCGCGAACUGAGGCCCCACUGCGACAGCUCCACCUACACCAUCAACAUCGCCCUCAACCGGCCCCGGAUCGACUACGAGGGAGGCGGCUGCUACUUCACGCGCUACAACUGCUCAGUCACCGACUCCCGUCUCGGCUGGAUGCUGAUGCACCCGGGGCGGCUGACGCACGAGCACCAGGGCCUGCCCACCACCAAUGGCACGCGCUACAUCAUGGUCUCUUUCGUCGACCCUGACGUCUGAUUGGCUGGCCGCAGCCGGGCUAGUU
This is a messenger RNA of Pollicipes pollicipes, 480 nucleotides long. Its product is annotated as procollagen-lysine,2-oxoglutarate 5-dioxygenase. Gene Ontology annotation, molecular function: procollagen-lysine 5-dioxygenase activity. Gene Ontology annotation, biological process: peptidyl-lysine hydroxylation. The record is from RefSeq and is a predicted model, not a curated record. Gene Ontology annotation, cellular component: endoplasmic reticulum. NCBI's taxonomy places the organism in Eukaryota, Metazoa, Arthropoda, Thecostraca, Pollicipedomorpha, Pollicipedidae. The transcript is spliced from 3 exons. The coding region runs from base 69 to 455 and encodes 128 amino acids.